This is a messenger RNA of Chrysoperla carnea, 2433 nucleotides long. RefSeq names its product probable cleavage and polyadenylation specificity factor subunit 2 (gene CPSF2). The record is from RefSeq and is a predicted model, not a curated record. NCBI's taxonomy places the organism in Eukaryota, Metazoa, Arthropoda, Insecta, Neuroptera, Chrysopidae. Gene Ontology annotation, molecular function: RNA binding. Gene Ontology annotation, cellular component: mRNA cleavage and polyadenylation specificity factor complex. The coding region runs from base 208 to 2412 and encodes 734 amino acids. Gene Ontology annotation, biological process: mRNA 3'-end processing by stem-loop binding and cleavage. The transcript is spliced from 11 exons.
GACGUAUGAUCACUGUAACAACAGGAAUGAAUGUUUUUCAACGCUCGUCGUAAAUUUUUUUCGAAGAAAAAAACAAUGAAUUACGCGUUUAGGAACAUAUAAAUAUAAUUUAGAUCGAAAAUUUGGAGAUCGAAUUCAUCUAAAUACUUUGGAUGAAUAUUUAAUGGGAGAAAUUCUUAAAUAUAUAACCUUAAAUUAUUUAAGAUAAUGACUUCCAUUAUAAAAUUACAUACAAUUUCGGGGGCUAUGGACGAAUCGCCCCCUUGUUAUUUAUUACAAGUGGAUGAAGUUCGAAUACUUUUAGAUUGUGGGUGGGAUGAAAAAUUCGAUCAUGAUUUUAUAAAGGAACUAAAAAGGCAUGUUCACAGUAUAGAUGCAGUUUUACUUUCAUAUCCAGAUCCUCAACAUUUAGGGGCACUACCAUACUUAGUAGGAAAAUUAGGAUUAAAUUGUCCAAUAUAUGCAACAAUUCCUGUUUAUAAAAUGGGACAGAUGUUUAUGUAUGAUUUAUAUCAAUCGCAUCAUAAUAUGAGAGAUUUCGAUUUGUUUACAUUAGACGAUGUAGACGCUGCAUUUGAUAAAAUUAUUCAGUUGAAAUAUAAUCAAAGUGUUUCGAUGAAAGGAAAAGGCUAUGGAAUAACAAUUACUCCAUUACCCGCUGGCCAUAUGAUUGGUGGAACAAUAUGGAAAGUUAUGAAAGUUGGCGAAGAAGAUAUUAUUUAUGCAAAUGAUUUUAAUCACAAAAAAGAGCGACAUUUAAAUGGUUGUGAAUUAGAAAAAUUACAACGACCCUCUUUGUUGAUAACCGAUUCAUUUAAUGCUACAUACCAACAAGCAAGACGUCGUGCCCGCGAUGAAAAACUUAUGACAAAUAUUUUACAAACUUUACGAAAUAGUGGUAAUGUUUUGGUGUGUGUUGAUACUGCUGGAAGAGUUUUAGAACUGGCACAUAUGUUGGAUCAACUUUGGCGUAAUAAGGAAUCUGGAUUAUUGGCAUAUUCAUUGGCACUUUUAAACAAUGUCAGUUAUAAUGUUGUUGAAUUUGCUAAAUCGCAAAUUGAAUGGAUGAGUGAUAAGUUAAUGCGAACAUUUGAAGGUGCCAGAAACAAUCCAUUCCAAUUUAAACAUUUACAACUUUGUCAUAGUAUGGCAGAAUUGGCAAAUGUUCCUAGUCCAAAAGUUGUAUUGGCCAGUUCACCCGACAUGGAAUCCGGUUUUUCACGUGAAUUAUUUGUGCAAUGGGCAGGUUCACCAAAUAACAGUAUUAUAAUUACGUCUAGAACAUCUCCCGGUACAUUGGCUAGAGAUUUAAUAGAGAAUGGUGGUAAUAAAUUUAUUGAGUUAGAAGUGCGACGGCGUGUGAAGUUGGAAGGUGCUGAGUUGGAAGAAUAUCAUCGACAACGUGAAAAACAAGAAGCUGUUGAAAAAAUGGAACAAGAAGAAUCUAGUGAUUCAGACGAUGAUCUUGAAAUGAGUGUAAUUUCUCGUGGAAAACAUGAUAUUGUAAUUAAACAUGAAUUUAAAAAACAUGGUACUGGAUUUUUUAAGGCUGCAAAGAAACAACAUGCAAUGUUUCCGUUUCAUGAAGACAAGAUAAAAUGCGAUGAAUACGGUGAGAUUAUUAAACCAGAAGAUUAUAAAAUUGCUGAAAUAAUACCAGAAAAUGUAGAAGAAAUGAAAGAGGCACCCCCAAAAGAGGAAGAAAUCGUUGCGGAUGUACCCGAAGUUCCAACCAAGUGUAUUGUUUCAACAAGACGGAUUCAUUUACAAGCGCAAGUUCAAUUUAUUGAUUUCGAGGGUCGAUCAGAUGGUGAAUCAUUGUUGAAAAUUUUAUCUCAAUUACGACCACGAAGAGUUAUUGCAGUGAGAGGAAGUCCAGCUAGCACCAAAGCUAUUGAAGACCAUUGUCGUGAUAAUGUAGGAGCUAGAGUUUUUACACCUUCAAAAGGUGAAGUUGUAGAUGCUACAACUGAAACUCAUAUAUAUCAAGUUCGAUUAACAGAUGCUUUAGUUUCACAAUUAGACUUUCAGAAAGGAAAAGAUGGAGCUGAAUUGGCAUGGAUUGAUGCUCAGAUCAAUUUCAAAGAUAAAGCAAUCGAUGCUAGACCAGCACAACCUAAUCAAGACGAAGCUAUGGAAGAUGAACAAAUUUUAACUUUGGAGCCAUUAACCUCAAAUGACAUACCAGCACACGAAACAGCAUUUAUAAAUGAAAUAAAAUUGUCUGACUUUAAACAAAUUUUAACAAGACAAAAUAUCUCAUCUGAGUUUAGUGGUGGAAUUUUAUGGUGUUGUAAUGGUACCAUUGCAUUAAGGAAGGUUGAUACUGGUAGAAUUACAUUAGAAGGAUGUGUGUCAGAAGAUUACUAUAAAGUGCGUGAACUAUUGUAUGAACAAUAUGCCAUUGUUUAAAAUAUUUGAUGAAAACUUUAA